UCGGCUGGGAAACUAGCGGGUACGACUGUAGCGUAGCCUAUUACAUUAUUUGUCUGGUCUACUCACAGAAGGACUGGGAUAUUCGGGACAUCAACAUGAAACGUCACCGGUUUUUAUUUGUUACCGCUUGUGUACUUUUCGCUGUGGUCUGCUCAGUGAAAGCGGAUUACUGUGAAGUGAAUCUCUGCCAUAAUGGAGGGACAUGUGUGACAGGGGUGGGGGAAGAUCCUUUCAUCUGUAUCUGUGCUGAUGGCUUUACUGGAGAGACCUGCAACCUCAAUGAGACAGGUCCCUGCAGUCCCAACCCCUGCAGGAAUGAUGGCUUUUGUGAAGUCAUCUCAUCAACCAGACGAGGUGAUGUGUUCGGUGGAUACAUAUGUAAAUGCCAGCCUGGCUUUGAGGGUGUGCACUGCCACAUCAAUGUGAAUGACUGUGAGAACGAGCCGUGUAAGAACAGAGGGACGUGUCGAGAUCUGGAGGCUGACUACAGCUGCCAGUGCCCCUCGCCCUACGUUGGAAAGCAAUGCCAGCUCCGUUGUAUUACUCUGAUGGGGAUGGAGGGAGGGGACAUCUUAGAGUCACAGAUCACAGCCUCCUCUGUGCACUAUGGCAUUCUGGGUCUUCAGCGCUGGGGUCCAGAACUAGCACGGCUUAACCAUCAGGGCAUGGUUAAUGCCUGGACUGCUGCCAACCACGACAAGAAUCCCUGGAUUGAGAUCAACAUGCUGAAGAAGGUGCGGCUGACGGGCAUCAUCACGCAGGGUGCCAGUCGAAUGGGCAUAGCCGAGUACGUAAAAUUAUUCAAAGUGGCUUCCAGCUUUGACGGCAAGACCUACACCACCUACAGAGGAGAUGGACUGACAAGGCACAAGGUGUUUGUGGGUAACACGGACAACGACAGCACUAAGUCCAACAUGUUCGACCCUCCCAUCGUGGCCCAGUUCAUCCGCAUAAUUCCUCUGGUGUGUCGCAAGGCCUGCACCUUGCGCAUGGAGCUGGUCGGCUGUGAGCUCAAUGUGUACUCCAACACGGCAGGUUGCUCUGAACCAAUGGGCAUGAAGUCCCGCCUCAUCUCUGACGGACAGCUCUCUGCGUCCAGUGCCUUCCGCACCUGGAACAUUGACACCUUCACCUGGCACCCGCAGUUUGCCCGGCUGGACAAACAAGGCAAGACCAACGCUUGGUCUGCAGCCACUAACAACCGCUCUGAGUGGCUCCAGGUGGACCUGCAGAAAACCAAGCGUCUGACAGGCAUCAUCACCCAAGGGGCCAAGGACUUUGGCGUGGUGCAGUAUGUGUCUGCCUUCAAAGUGGCCUACAGCAACAAUGGACAUGCCUGGAACGUGGUGAAGGAUGAAAACAGCAACACAGAGAAGAUCUUUGAAGGCAACGUUGACAACAACAUGCAUAAGAAGAAUGUUUUUGAUCCCCCGUUCUACGCUCAGUACGUCCGCAUUGUCCCGUGGGAGUGGCAGGAACGCAUCACCCUGCGUAUGGAGCUGCUGGGCUGUGAUGACUAGAACUGCAGAACCCAGGGGGUGUCUUCCGAGCCCACCUGGAUGGGAUACCCGGGAGUGUCAGCAACUGGCUGAUGGGGAAUGAUGGACACUAUUCCACUAGCCUAUUAAUGAAAUCUCCUGGACCACGUCAGAUCAUGGAGGGUAGAAGAUUUAUGAUUGACUUGAUCCACAUGCGGGGGAAAAAACUGUCUCUAUGCUGUAUAUGUGAUUCAAACGGGAAUCAAUCACACCGUCCUCUGUACUAGGAUUCACUGUAGAAAUCAAAUGUAUAAAAUGUACACUAAUCUUUUGUGUUGUGGACUAGCCAGGUUCUACUUUUCAUUUCUAUAUGCAAGCUUCCAUGACUUUACAUCAGUAGAAUAUGCUCCAAAUUAACCCUCUACAUCUUGUUCUUCAAAUGUUAUGCUUAUUUCUGUGACUUAGCAGAUCUCUUGUUUAAACUAAUCAGUGUUCUCCUGCUUUUCCACUGUGAGUGUGGCAAAGUGCCAAUUAUGUUUCUUUGUCAUUCUGUCUUGUAGAAUUUGGGUGCAUCUGGCAUGACUUCCUAUGGACUUAAGCACUCAAACAGCACAUGUAAUGUAAACAAGGAAGUACACCAACUGAAAUUGUUUAAGAAAUAGUUUUCUAACAGGCCUAUUCUCAGAAUCAAUUGAGCUUCCCAAAAAACCAUAGGGAAAUUAUAAUGAAACCUUUUGUUUUUGUUUGAGAGUUUUAGCUAAUUGAGCUACAUACUCCCAUCUAUUUCAUUAUACACUAAAUGGCAUAGCCACAAAGUUUGGUUCGGCAGCCAAAGUCUAAAUUGGCCAUAUCAUAACAAUUUAAUAAAACCAACAUUUUCUUUCCAGUCUUAAUUCGAGGACUAGCAUAACAUUAUAUUUUUUAGACUGAAGACAUAGCCAGGUUUAUGACUUUAUGGCUGUAAAAGCUUGAAACGACCCUCCCUCCACCACCUUGAUUCAGAGCCGUAACUCCCCAAGAUCAAAACAGUCCUGUCCCCAACACUAAGCCCGGGGACGAAGUUGACCUACAGGGAGCAUGUGGAGCACAUCCUUCCCCCAGGGCUGCCUGUUCCAACACGUUCCAGAUCCACCGUUCUGUGUGUGUGUGUGUCAUUUACAGCUGAUCAGCCUGCUUAUAUGCUUGCAUCACAUUCUGUAUCCAGGCUUUUCCGUUUAAGAACCGAAGACGGAUGUCAGUGUGUCGAAGGGGGAGUAGAUACAUCAACUGGAUGACAUGACUGCUCAUUAAUACAUUGAAACAUGGUGUGUGCUGUGCAAUAUACCUUUGUGGUAGUAGCUGUGCAUAUUAAAUACAUCUUUCUUGUUUAUUGACAAUGGAAUUGUUGUACUGUAUAUAGCGUGCUGCGUGUCAGCGGUUUACAUACUUUUUUCAGGUGACACACUAUCGUGCCCCAAAUGACAGAAAACGGUUGUUGUAAGAAGUGCUUGUUUUUGCCUCCCGUAGAGCCGGCCCUGUUUCUGUUUUAAUCUCCUGCUACGACCUCAUGGGUCAGGACCUAGACUUUGAAAAACACUGCUGUAUAUUCAUUGCAGGAGUGUUUGUGGAGUGUACCUUUUGUACUAGCUCAAUGACUGACUUUUUACCAUUUGGCAGAUUUCUUGUUCUUAAAAGUAUCUUGCUUUCCAAGUGAAACAGUUUAAUUUCAUGACGUAUGAGCGUAAAUUACAGUAGAAAGAAAUGGAAUGAUUGUGAAAUGUUUUUCUCAUUCAUUUUUUUCCUAAUUUCUCAUUAAUGUUUGUCUUCAA
Messenger RNA from Esox lucius (northern pike), 3286 nucleotides. RefSeq names its product EGF-like repeat and discoidin I-like domain-containing protein 3. Bases 96 to 1520 code for a protein of 474 amino acids. The record is from RefSeq and is a predicted model, not a curated record. The transcript has 10 exons. NCBI's taxonomy places the organism in Eukaryota, Metazoa, Chordata, Actinopteri, Esociformes, Esocidae. Gene Ontology annotation, molecular function: calcium ion binding.